Messenger RNA from Cryptomeria japonica (Japanese cedar), 736 nucleotides. Its product is annotated as calcium-binding protein KIC-like. The transcript has a single exon. NCBI's taxonomy places the organism in Eukaryota, Viridiplantae, Streptophyta, Pinopsida, Cupressales, Cupressaceae. The record is from RefSeq and is a predicted model, not a curated record. Bases 301 to 699 code for a protein of 132 amino acids. Gene Ontology annotation, molecular function: calcium ion binding.
AAAACUACGUCAAAUCACGCAGAUUUUACUAGUACCUCGACGGCAAGUUCGAGGAAAUUCCCAGCUCGUCGACACGAGAGCGACAGAAUCAGUCUGCAACUAAGAAAUUUCAAAUCACCGACUUCUUUCCUACAAAAUUCUUUAAAAAAUUCGAACUUAUCUCCAGCUGGUCUUCAACGGCUGGACGGCGACGGUCACCGCAGCUUCCUAUCCAUUUCUGAUUCUUAAUUUACGCUUCCCGAUUUCGCAAGGCGUCGGUGAUGAAAUCUAUAACACCUCCUCUCCAUUUCUCUUCGAUCCAUGCUCUACUCGCUCAUAACUCGGGAAAUUUAUACCAGAAGUAAAAUGGAGGAAUUUCAGGAUUUUCUUCCAGUUAUGGCGGAGAAAUUGGGGGCACCCGAUUUUAUGGAGGAACUGUGUAAAGGGUUUCGUCUACUGGCGGAUCCACAACGGGGUUUGAUCACCGUCGAAAGUCUGAGGAAAAAUUCAGCUAUUUUAGGGGUUGAAUCUUUGACAGAUUCAGAAAUAGAAGCGAUGGUGCAGGAGGGAGAUUUAGACGGCGACGGAGCUCUGAAUGAGCACGAAUUUUGUGUUCUGAUGAUUCGACUCAGCCCUUCUUUCAUGGCGGAGGCUGAAAAUUGGCUCCAGGAAGCCCUGAUCAAUGAAUUGGAAGAAACGUUGAAAGAUUGUAAAUCUUAAAAUUUAGAGAAAUUUUAUUUGCAUUUAUUUUGUUACA